Molecule: messenger RNA, 765 nt
Organism: Aspergillus melleus
Lineage: Eukaryota; Fungi; Ascomycota; Eurotiomycetes; Eurotiales; Aspergillaceae
Gene: prs2
Product: proteasome core particle subunit alpha 1
Exons: 5
Coding region: 1-765 (254 amino acids)
Biological process (GO): ubiquitin-dependent protein catabolic process
Cellular component (GO): proteasome core complex; cytosol; proteasome core complex, alpha-subunit complex
Source: RefSeq, a predicted model, not a curated record
AUGUCUGGAAGCGCAGGUUACGACAGACAUAUUACCAUCUUCUCGGACAAUGGACGCUUGUACCAAGUCGAAUAUGCGUUCAAGGCCAUCACUUCGGCCAACAUCACCUCGCUCGGUGUGAGAGGAAAGGACUGUGCCGUGGUGCUGUCGCAGAAGAAAGUCGCUGAUAAACUGAUCGACCCUUCCUCCGUUUCGCAUAUCUUCCGCCUGUCUCCCUCCGUCGGCUGCGUCAUGACCGGUUCCAUAGCCGAUGCCAGAGCCAGCGUCGACCGUGCUCGCGGAGAAGCGGCCGAGUUCCGAUACAAGUAUGGCUACGAGAUGCCUUGCGACGUUCUUACCAAGCGACUGGCCAACAUCAACCAGGUCUACACACAGAGGGCUUACAUGCGGCCGCUAGGUGUCGCCAUGACCUUGAUCUCGGUGGAUUCGGAGAAGGGCCCCCAGCUCUACAAGUCUGACCCUGCAGGAUACUACGCCGGAUACAAGGCCACCGCGUCCGGCCCCAAGCAGCAGGAGGCGCUGAACCACCUCGAGAAGAAGUUGAAGAACAAGGACUACGCCGAAGGCAGCUGGGAGGAGGUCGUUGAGCUGGGAAUCACGGCCCUGAGCCACGUGCUCAGCGUCGACUUCAAGAAGCACGAACUGGAAAUCGGCAUCGUCGGCGGUCCCCGGACGGACGGCAAGGAGGGCACAGACACCGCGUUCCGAGCUCUGACGGAAGACGAGAUCGACGAGCGGUUGCAGGCCAUUAGCGAGAAGGAUUAA